Messenger RNA from Candoia aspera, 6504 nucleotides. It is a transcript of the gene HCFC2, whose product is annotated as host cell factor C2. NCBI's taxonomy places the organism in Eukaryota, Metazoa, Chordata, Lepidosauria, Squamata, Candoiidae. Gene Ontology annotation, cellular component: histone methyltransferase complex. Gene Ontology annotation, molecular function: protein binding; transcription coactivator activity. The transcript has 16 exons. The record is from RefSeq and is a predicted model, not a curated record. Gene Ontology annotation, biological process: regulation of DNA-templated transcription; chromatin remodeling. The coding region runs from base 2 to 2305 and encodes 767 amino acids.
AAUGGCGGCGGGCGCCGCUGCCCUGAAUUGGAGGCGUGUUUCUUCCUUCACGGGGCCGGUACCCCGAUCUCGGCACGGCCACCGCGCCGUGGCGAUCCGCGAGCUGCUCAUCAUCUUCGGGGGCGGCAACGAGGGCAUCGCCGAUGAGCUUCAUGUGUACAACACCGCCACAAACCAAUGGUUUCUUCCUGCUGUCAGAGGAGAUAUUCCACCAGGUUGUGCAGCCCAUGGAUUUGUCUGUGAUGGUACCAGAAUAUUAGUAUUUGGAGGAAUGGUUGAAUAUGGAAGAUAUAGUAAUGAUUUGUAUGAAUUACAGGCAAGUCGAUGGCUGUGGAAGAAAAUGAGACCUCAGCCCCCUUCAGCAGGUCUGCCUCCAUGCCCUCGCCUUGGCCAUAGCUUCUCUCUGUAUGGCAACAAGUGCUACUUAUUUGGUGGACUGGCAAAUGAGAGUGAAGACUCAAACAAUAACAUUCCCAGAUAUUUAAAUGAUUUCUAUGAAUUGGAGCUACAGCAUGGAUCAGGAGUCAUAGGCUGGAGUAUUCCAGUGACCAGAGGAGUUUUGCCAUCUCCCAGAGAAUCUCACACAGCUGUUAUAUACUGUAGAAAAGACUUGGGAAAUCCGAAAAUGUUUAUAUUUGGAGGGAUGUCUGGUUGUCGGCUCAAUGACCUUUGGGAGCUUGAUAUAGAGACAAUGACUUGGUCGAAACCAGAAACUAAAGGGACAGCGCCACUUCCCCGUAGUCUCCAUACAGCCAGUGUAAUAGGAAACAAAAUGUACAUUUUUGGUGGAUGGAUCCCACAGAGUUCAGAUGAGAGCCUCCCUUCUCAAGAUGGGGAGUGGAAAUGUACUGGGUCAUUUUCUUAUUUAAAUUUAGAUACUACAGAAUGGGUAAAUCUAAUUCCAGAUUGCCAGGAAGAUAAAAACAAUUUGUUACCAGGUCCAAGAGCUGGCCAUUGCACAGUCAUUGUUGGCUCUCGCUUGUAUAUAUGGAGUGGCAGAGAUGGCUACAGGAAAGCUUGGAACAAUCAAGUUUGCUGCAAAGAUCUUUGGUAUCUAGAUACAGAGAAACCACCAGCACCAUCACAGGUACAGCUGAUCAGAGCUACAACUAAUUCGUUUCAAGUUAAAUGGGAUGAAGUUCCUACUGUUGAAGGAUACCUGCUUCAACUAAAUUUAGAUAUGCCAGCACCUGUUGCAGCUGAAAUACCCAUUACUGUGGCACCUGAGCCACGAUUGCCAUGUGUGCAAGGAACUAAACUGGAUCUCCACCCCCAAACUCUCAGUGCCUCAAGCAAUGUGCAGAUUUCCAUUUCAGAGGCUAAAGCAAAGAUUCCAGAAACUGAAAACACGAAGAAAAACCAUUCCAUUUCCAAAGAGUCCAAUGCCCCUUUAUGUUUGCCUGCUAGCACUUUAGGUCCUCAGAUGUCAGCAAAUCUAAAUGAAUUGCUUGACCUUGAUUCAAGAACUUCCCAAUUAGAUACUUCUACAUCUGGCAUAACCUUCACCCUGCAAAAUAAAGUAACUCAGCAGGCUGUUAGAACCAACUCAUCGAAUGGGGUAGUUGCAAAAGAUGAAACUUCAUCAUUAUCAACAGUUAAAGAGUCUCUGGUGCCCUCAGCUAGAGUCACGGUUAUUAACCCACUUGAUUCAGCUACACAGUUGCCUAAACCACCACCACCGAAGCAGAAUGCAAGAGUGAGAACACAGGAACGAAGGUGGUGUGAUGUUGGCAUUUUUCAAAGCAACACUGCGUUAGUGAGCCAGUUUUAUUUGCUGCAAGAAGAAAAGGCUGUGCUUUCUAGCAAGGGAGACAAUACAGAUAUUCCAAAUGACAGUUUACUUAAGAAACAGGAUCUCGCUCCUGGCACUUUAUACAGAUUCAGGGUUGCUGCAAUUAAUGGAUGUGGUGUAGGGCCUUUCAGCAAAGUCAGUGAAUUUAAGACUUGCAUCCCUGGGUUUCCUGGAGCACCUUCAAUUGUCAAAAUUAGCAAGAGUGCAGACUGUAUUCAUCUUUCAUGGGAGCCUCCAGUUUCACCUUCUGGAAAUAUCUUGGAAUAUUCGGCCUAUUUGGCAAUAAGAACCACCCAACUUCACGAAAACCCUAAUCAACUUAUGUUUAUGAAAAUCUAUUGUGGCCUUAAGACGUCAUGUACAGUGACUGCUGCCCAGCUUGCAAAUGCUCACGUUGAUCAUACCUCCAAGCCUGCCAUAGUGUUCAGGAUCUCAGCAAAGAAUGAGAGGGGAUAUGGACCAGCCACCCAGGUUCGGUGGCUCCAAGAAAUGAAAACAUCAAGCUCAAAAUAGAAGCAGGAUAUUAUACUGCAAAUUGUGAAUGAGCAGUUAGUACUCUUGAAGUUUUGUGAAUCUUCCAAAUAUUUAAUUUUAUGUCAGCUUGACUUCACAACGUCAGCAUUGUGCAGUCUUGAAAAACGGGGCCUAGAGUGACCACAUUUUUUCAUAGUACUUUAUCUAGCAUGGUCACUGGCUACUAUCCAGAGGGUUAUGUAAUCAUCUGAAUUUUGGAGCGUCUUCCUUACAAUAUCUCCUAAUGCAUAGAUCCCCAGCUGUGUUAGCUUCCAACACAUAGGAAAGGGCCAUAGCUCAAUGACUGAGCAUGUGCCUUGCAUGUGAAAGGUGCCAAGGUAAAUCUCUGGCUAGUCUAGGUAGGGUUUGGAAAGGCUCUGUCUGAAAUCUCAGAGAAUUGCUCCUGAUUAAUGUAGACAAUCUUGAGUUAGAUUAUGGUCUAACUAAGGCUUCUUGUGUUCCCAGACAUAGAUGCUCAAUUACAGUUUAUGUUUCAUUAAAUUUGAAAAGCAAGUUUGUGGUGUGUUACGAAAAUCGCUUAAAGAGAAAUUCACCGGAGGAGGGGGAAGAAUAAUGUGUUUUAAACACACUGAUUUCUCUUUAAACUUUUUCAGGACAGAUCUGGAAGUGUUUAAAAUAGAGUUCAGAGGUUUGCUUGGGGAGCUAAUGAGAGAGUCCCCCAAAACUUUGGUUGUGUGCACACCCUUGUGGAUGAUGGUCUGUAAAGCUAUUGCAGAAUGAGCUGUUUAAAGAAUGCAGUAAAUAUAGAGCAUCAGAGAUGCUAAAAGUGAAUUAUUUGGUUUUCAACAGCAUAAUAAUGGCAUUUUCUAAUUAAUGUUGGCUGAUUGAGUCAUCUUUUUACAAUAGUAACUAUUUCAGAGAAAUAUGAUUUGUCUUAUCCUAUUUUUAGUUCAUUUUUGUGACAUAGGGCUGCUUUUGAUGUACAGCUUCCUUCAUGGGUAUCAGCCUCAUCAGCUUUAUAAAAAAAAUUAGAAAUCAAGGCAAUAUGUAUCCUUGUCACACAAAUGAGCACUUGUUUCCCUGCCUAAUUACUCCCAUGUUUUCAGAAGUAUUUGUGGGAAUGACUUGGAGGGAAUGAAAGCCAUCAUAUGAAAACCAUCUCUGUAGAAUUAACUAUAGUUUUGCGCUGAGACAGCGUAUGGUAGGCUUUGUUGCACUGAGGAUUUUAUCCAAUGAGAGAUUAACAGACUGUUGGGUUAACACGAUGGCCAGCCAAAGGAUGAAGAACAGCUUCAAGAAGCAGAGGCUAUAUUCAGUCACCGUGGUGGACACCACUGUCAAUCUGUUGUAUUCAUCCACUUCACGUUGCAAUUGUGCACAAUUUAUAGGCCCACACAGCUCUGUCACCCCCAUUUUUGUAGCAUCAAGACACAGUGCUUACCUAAAUUCCACAGGAAAUUGAUAAUUUUUGAUAGUGCAAUUUUUUCAUGGCUGUUUGUAAAGUUAAGGGCUAAAAUUGUGCUUUAAUACCUUCUUACUUGCCACCUAAGAAGCAGAUCGAAGAUUUCUCCAUCACCUCCUUUCUGGCAGUUUCACUGUCAAGAUUCCUGUGUCUUCUAGUAUCCAGAAAAAAAUGCAACUCAGGCUGCAAAAAACUGGCCUGUGCAAUGGGUAUAAAUCCCAUUGAGUCCAGUAGGGCUUAUUUCUGAACAGUUUUGCAUAGAAUUUUAUUGCAUAUUUUUAGAUGCUACCCAUAAUGCAUAGCUUAAUGGCCUCAUUUUGCAAUGAAGGCAAAGUUGAUGUGAUGCCACAGGUCAGUACAGGUCUUCCAACAAACUCUGACCAUUUGGCUUAACACAAGACAUUAUAAGGUAGAACCCUAAAGAUACACAAAUUGCAUCAAAUGCAGUCCAAAAAGUAUGACAAAUCACAAGUGAGUAGAUGUUCCUGUUCCACCUGAAUUUGAGAUAGGUAGGUAGGUAGGUAGAUAGAUAGAUAGAUAGAUUGAUAGAUAGAUAUAGGCAGCUUUGUUUUCCUCUGGAUUUUGUAUCCAUGUUUAGUGUAACAAAGAUACUUUAGUUUACAGUAACUUAAAAUGUAUAGAAUAUUUUAAUAUAUUCAUUUUUGUAAAGAUUUUUCUAGUGUUUACAAACACGUAUUCUAAUCUUUGAGAAUAUCCUGAUAUGCAAAUUGCUAAACUAGUCACUUCUGUUAUUAAAAGCAGACUCUGUGUAAAUGCACUACUAUUAAUUUCUCAUGGGCAUAGAAAUGUUAAAAUCUGUAGAAAGUUUGAACGUUUACAAAAGUGCCCCAUAGUGAAUGCAUCACACACCCACAAAAGAAAGAAGAAAAAAAAAGAGAAAAGAAUCCUAUGCUUUGUUUUGGCAUAAUCAUGCUAUUUUGCACUAGUAAGAAUUGUAACAUUUUUGUGUUGCUUCCAGAAACUGUAUUGGUCUAAAGUUAAAGCAGAUUUGCACAUCUUUGCAUGCUUCUCUGACAAACAUUUUUCAUGACUUUUCUCAAAGGCUUGGGAUUUUAUUUUGCUAAUAGCCUUAGUUUCAUAUCCUAAUAUUGGAAUCGUCAAUAUUUUUAUCUUAAUCAUGUUAUUAAUAAUGUGCCAGAUGCUUCAUUCCCCUUCAGUUUUUCUACAUGGAAGAGUAAAAAUGUGCAUGUGCCCCGAAAAGCAAUCAUCUAGACAAUGUUCAAAAUCUAGUGUGCACAUUUAUCUACCACCUUAUGUAGCAAAAAUGUGUAUGAAGCACUUACUAGGAAUGUUAAUCUGUUCUGAAGCACGCAAGUGUAUUAAAUAGAGGCAUUAAGAUGCUCUUUUAUACAUUAAUAGUUGUUUAUCAUAUUAUAGCAUAAAGUGGCUAAAUUGUGCCAGUAUAUAAUAUAGGCAGUGAAUAUAGCUUGAUGAUGCAAUCCCACAGGAACAUUUCUGUGAACAGUAGUGCUGUUUACAUUAAUUUGUGUGGACCUUAUACAGGUUCCUGUGGAUUGCAUCCUUCAGCAUCUAAAUAAAAUGAUUUUUUAAAAAAUAAUCUCUAUUUUGAAACCUGAUUUAGUACAUAUGUGCAAUAGAAUGAAUAUUUUGCACUUCAGUUUUCCAUCAAUGCCUAAGAAUUAAGAUGGGAAUUACUUGAUCUACAAGGAUCAAUUUUAAAGUGGAUUAUGGUAAUAGUAAUGCUUUACUAUCAUUCCAUGUUCACAUUUACAAAACCUCUUUGAGGAAGGCCCAUUAUAAUCCAUUUUUAGAUAGAGAAACUGGGAGAAAUUCACUUGAAGAAACUCUGCUUUGGCUCAUUUCCUACAUAACAGUAAACCAUAAGAUGAUUGGUUUGGUUACCCCUUGUGAUAUAUGAACCAAGCCACUGUGGUUUGUAUGGUUUAUGGCUUACCGUAAGGCAGACUGUUAUGGCUUCAACAGACUGGCUUAGCAUAAUCCCAGUGAGUUCAUGGUUUGUUUAGAAUUAGAACCCAGCUCCCCCAACUUCAUCCCCAAUACUUAUUAAUAUUCCAAGGGAGAUACUUGUUCAAAUAACGACUGCAAACAGUUUGGUGUAUAGGGACAUGUGGCUUGGUGCCUAGCUUAGCACCCUCAGAUGUGUUGGGACUGUGAGUUUCAGAAUAGUGGCUAAAAGCUUCAGUCCCAAGACAUCGGUAGGGUGGCAGGUGGAGAAAGCCACCUUCAGAUAGUAGAAUUCCAACUUUACGAUAUACUGAUGCAGCACAAUCUGUAAUGCCAUGAAAAAACUUACAGCGGAAUACAUGUUAAAAGCUUCCUUGAAUUGCUAAUAAAUUAAGUAGCACUUUAUUGGCUACUCUCUGAGAAGGGAAUAAGUUAGUUCAAUAAACUUUUGCAUAUGUUAGCGAGAGCUGACAAUAACUUUUGCUUGCUGGGUUUUUCUGAGAUACAUGUUUGCAGUGUGAUAUAAAGAGGGUGGGGUGGGAUGACAGUUAUACUACCUAUACAACACUGUGUCUAUUUGUGGUGUAAUGACACAGAUGCCCAGAGUGCGACUAACAUGUUCUUUCAUGCACCUUAUGAUAUGUACCCUUUCCUGAGGCAAAUGUGUAACAACCACCCCAGAGAAAAUGUUUGUUGCAGCCAUACAAUUCUGGUUCUUAGCAGUUAAAAAUCACUCAGGCUACAAUGAGUAUAGCAUACAUUAGAUCAGUGUUUCUCAACCUUGGCAAGUUUAAGAUGGGUGGACCUCAAUGCCCGGAAUUACCCAGCC